This is a messenger RNA of Hermetia illucens (black soldier fly), 2714 nucleotides long. RefSeq names its product HBS1-like protein (gene HBS1). Gene Ontology annotation, biological process: translation. Gene Ontology annotation, molecular function: GTPase activity; GTP binding. NCBI's taxonomy places the organism in Eukaryota, Metazoa, Arthropoda, Insecta, Diptera, Stratiomyidae. Bases 206 to 2494 code for a protein of 762 amino acids. The transcript is spliced from 6 exons. The record is from RefSeq and is a predicted model, not a curated record.
UCCACCUCCUGACAUUUCCACUUUGAGAUGGCAUUCGAAGCUCGCCCUGCAUCGUUAGUCGCAGCGUUAUCUCCAUUAUUUUGUUAUUAAAUGUACAGUUCGCAAGUGUAAGACAGAUCGGCCGACAUUGUGACCUCGUAAAUGUGUACAAGGACCGUUUUCUGAUAUUUGUUCGUGUUGUAAAGGAGUGCAAACGCCAGGAAAAAUGUCGCGUCACAGGAUCGUCCGGGCCAUGGACUACAAUGAUGAAUAUGACGGUUAUGACGACGUCUAUGGCCACUCAGUGGACGAUGACAAUUGCAUAUCACCGUCAGAUGCAUCACAAUGGAUUUAUGACCGUGCCAAAGGACAACAAAGUAUGUCAGCAUUUAUGGCGAAUAAUGAAAACAUUGAAGAGGAAGAUGAAGACGAAGGUUGUGAAAAUGGCGAAAGUUCUUACAACAAAAAGCGUCGUGACUCAGAAAAUUUUCAAAUGCCUGUUUUGGACGAUCUGACCCAAGCGAAAUUGAUGUCGUGCAUGGAAGAGAUACGAAAUGUGGUAGGCGAUACAACUUCAGAUCGGCAGAUUGUAGAAACAGUCAUGAAGUAUGAUUACGACGUUGCAAAAGCUUUGGACAACAUUCUGAACGCGCCAUCUAACAGCGUUCGUGAGAAGAGGACGCCUCGGCCGGCUAAAGACCAACUGGAAAAAGACUUUCAACCAAAUUUAGCAAUAAAUAAUAUUAAGUUCAAAAUACCCUCACUGAAGCCUAACCUAUCGGUUCCAUCACUGGCUAGUAGCGAAAGUGGUGAGAAUAUCGACGAAUACAUAAAGAAAAGUUUUCAAACUGCAAAGUUAGGUGGCCUUGCACCAAAGCCAUCUAAACCGAUUUUUGUUGUUCCGCAACUCAAGGCGUCGAGCAGCUCAGAGUCCGAAAGCCCUAAAUCAAGUCAAUUAACUCAAUGUAGUCCACAGUCCCUGUCAGGUACAAAUAUUAGCAGUUCUUUCAACAUACCGAAGCUGAUUAUCACCGCACAACUUCCUGAAAGGUCAAUCAAAAAAGGAUUCGAUAUUAGCUCACCAAAAACGUUAUCGCCUGCAGUCUCAGGGAGAAAUACUCCGGAACAAACUUCACCCCUCGAAGAGUCAACAAAAUCAACGGGUCGGACCAAAGACCAACAAAAUCGUAAUGUACAACAAUUGUACUCAAAGGAGCGCGGCAAUGAGAAGAAACAUCUGCAUAUGGUGGUCAUUGGGCACGUGGAUGCUGGCAAAAGUACACUCAUGGGUCAUUUGUUGUACGACACAGGGAAUGUAUCGCAGCGAGUAAUGCACAAACACGAACAGGAAAGUAAGAAAUUGGGCAAACAGAGCUUUAUGUACGCCUGGGUGCUGGACGAAACUGGCGAGGAGCGGACGCGAGGAAUAACAAUGGAUGUGGGCAGUUCGAGAAUUGAAACAAGUUCAAAAAUUGUGACUUUACUUGACGCACCAGGACAUAAGGACUUCAUCCCUAACAUGAUAUCCGGCGCUACCCAAGCUGACGUUGCGCUUUUAGUGGUCGAUGCUACUCGAGGUGAAUUCGAAACAGGAUUCGAACAAGGCGGGCAGACAAGAGAGCAUGCACUUCUAGUGAGAUCCCUCGGCGUGAGUCAAUUGGGCGUUGUAGUCAACAAACUAGACACAGUCGGAUGGUCUAAGGAGCGAUUCGACGAGAUCGUGACCAAGAUGAAGUCAUUCCUCAAGCAAGCCGGUUUCAAAGAAUCUGAUGUAGUCUACGUUCCAUGCUCCGGUCUGACUGGGGAAAAUUUGGUGAAACCAGCAACAGAAGCUGAGCUUGUAUCCUGGUACAAAGGUCCGACCCUUCUAAAUGUCAUCGACAACUUCAAAUUGCCUGAACGGUCGAUCGAUAAACCCUUCAGAAUGUCAGUGUCAGACAUUUUCAAGGGAACUGGAUCGGGAUUUUGUAUUUCCGGACGAAUUGAAACUGGUGUACUCUGCGUGAAUGAUAAAGUGCUAGUCGGACCAAGCCGCGAACAGGCUCAAAUAAAAAGCAUAAUGAUUGACGAAGCCUCAGUUACAGCAGCUUUUGCUGGCGAUCAAGUCUCGGUUUCACUUUCCGGAAAUAUCGAUAUUGCCAACAUCUCGGUGGGUUUUAUUAUCUGCGAUCCAGCAAAUCCAAUACCGAUUGUUACCCGAAUGCAAGCCCGCAUCAUAGUCUUCAAUGUCAAGGUGCCAAUAACAUUGGGCUAUCCGGUUCUACUCCAUCACCAAUCCCUGAUCGAACCUGCCACUAUCGUCAAACUAAAUGCUCAACUUCAUAAGGGUACCGGGGAAGUGAUUAAGAAGAAACCUCGUUGUCUCGGCAACAAUUCCUGCGCUCUUGUUGAAAUUGAAACAAGUCGACCCAUUGGAGUGGAACUUUAUGCUGAUGUGAAGGAGCUCGGAAGGAUAAUGCUUCGUGUUAGUGGUGUGACGAUUGCAGCCGGUCUUAUAACGAAAAUUAUCAAGUGAAGAUAAAAUCGUUUUGCUACUCCUUGUCAACGUGCUAAUUUAUUAUCGUGAAUUCUGCCGCUGGUGCUUCAAGCAUUUGAUGAUGGAUAUGCGCUGGCGCUGAAGGUUUCUAUUUACAUAAUUUCACAAUGUUUUUACUGUCAAUAUUUAAGGUUGAUAUUUUUUUGUUGAAACGAAAACUUUCUCGAUUUAAUAAUAAAAAAUGUCCUUUUGUUACUUA